AACUCAGGACGGUUCUCUCACACAGAGCGCUGCCUAACACGUUCAACUAAGCUUUUCAGAGGAGUCCUACAGGGAACUAAUUACAAAUUAGAGGAGAAGAAUCAUCAGCUCCCGAGUUGUAUUUUUGCACUCCCCUGUGAGAUUACGAAAAUGAAAAUUGAUUUCGCUCUCAUACUGGCGUGCACCUUACUUGUGGGCACAUCUUGGGGGAGGGGUGGAGGAGGAGGAGGAGGAGGUGUGCUGCCGGAUGGGCCGUGCAGGUCGGGCUUCUCCGAGAGCUUCUACACGGUGUUCAUCCCACAGGACCUGCUGCACGGCCAGAGCAUCCUCAGAGAUACCCUAUUGGCAGCAGAACGCGUGAAGUUUGAAGGUUGCCAUGUCGUCGACUUACUUGGCUUCGAGAGCAGCGACCCGAACUACAGCGUGCAGCCGGACGGUUCUGUGUACGCUGAGAAAGACGUGGCGAACCUGACGGAGCCGGUCCAGUUCAUGGUGACAGCACGUGGGCGUAGCCUGGAGGCGCAUAUCUGGGAGACGACAGUCAAGCUGGCCCUGGCAGGACACCCGUCUCAGAUAGGAGAGGGCGGAGCCUUCCCACGGCACCACCUGCUGCCCCGGGUCAUCUCGUUUCCACGGCGACGCAACUCUCCUCUCUCACUGCGUCGGCAGAAGAGAGACUGGGUCAUCCCACCCAUCAACGUGCCGGAGAACUCCAGAGGACCCUUUCCGCAGAUGCUUGUCAGGAUUCGCUCAGAUAAGGACCGAGACACCCAGAUCCGCUACAGCAUUACAGGAGCUGGCGCUGACCAGCCCCCCACCGACGUGUACAACAUCGACCCUGUGGCCGGGAAGAUGUAUGUCACCAGGCCCCUGGACCGCGAGGAGAGGGCCUCCUACCAUGUGAAAGCCCAUGCCGUGGAUAUGAACGGAAUCCAGGUGGAGAGCCCCAUUGACCUGUACAUCUAUGUCAUCGACAUGAACGACAACAGACCAGAGUUCCAGAACCAGGUGUACAACGGCUCUGUGGCCGAGGGCAGCAAACCAGGUACUCCUGUCAUGCGGGUGACCGCCCACGAUGCGGACGACGACACCACGACCAACGGGAUCAUUCAGUACCGCAUCCUGUCGGAGACGCCGCACAGCGCCGCUCACAUGUUCACCAUCAACGGGGACACGGGAGACAUCGUCACCGUGGCAGCGGGCCUGGACAGGGAGAGAGUGCCCCAGUACAUGCUUAUAGUCCAGGCCACAGACAUGGAAGGCAGCCAGACCAUCGGCCUGUCCAACACUGCCACGGCCCUGAUCACAGUGAGGGACAUCAACGACAACCCGCCAGAGAUGACCUCCCGCACGUUCUCAGGGGAAGUCCAGGAAAACUCAGUGAAUGUUGUGGUUGCGAACAUAACGGUGACGGAUCGUGACCAGCCGGACACUCCAAACUGGAGAGCGGUCUAUAAGAUUGUUCAUGGGGACCCCCAGGGCCACUUCGCCAUCAACACAAACCACGUUACUAAUGAUGGCAUGGUGACGGUUGUUAAGCCGGUGGACUUUGAGAACAACCGCUCGUUCAUGCUGACCGUGGUGGUGUUCAACCCCGUGGAGCUGGCCAAGGGCAUCCAGUCGUCGCCCGAGUCCACAGCCGGCGUCAGCAUCUCCGUGCGCGACGUCAACGAGCCUCCAUACUUCCCCUCCAACCCCACCAUGAUCCGCUUCGAGGAGGGCGUCCCCGCCGGUACCAUCAUCACCAUCUUCGCCGCGCGAGAUCCCGACAUCCUCACCCGCCAGAGGGUCAGGUACUCCAAGCUGUCCGACCCAGCCAACUGGCUACGGAUCAACACGUCAAAUGGGGAGAUCACCACGCUGGCUACCCUGGACAGAGAGUCCCCUUACGUGAAGAAUAACAUCUACGAGGCCACCUUUCUCGCAGCUGAUGAUGGCAGGCCCUCGGCCACGGGCACAGGCACGCUGCAGAUCUACCUGACCGACGUGAACGACAACGCCCCCACGCUGCAGCCCAGGGAAGCACAGGUGUGCGAGCGCUCGCGCUACGGCUCCCGGGUCAACCUGACAGCCUCGGACCCCGACGCUGACCAGAGCGCCGGACCCUUCAACUUCGAGCUGCCCCCCUAUCCUCCUUCUGUGCGCCGCAACUGGACCAUCGCACAGUUCAAUGGGCCGCUGCGGGGCUACUAUGUGCAGCUGCGGCUGAAGCUGCACUACCUGCAGGCGGGCAUGUACAGCGUGCCGGUGCUGGUGACCGACUCGGGCAACCCGCCCAUGUCCAACCGCUCGAUGCUGAGGGUCAAGGUGUGUCCGUGCGACGUCGACGGCUACUGCACGGCCGUGGGAGCGGUGGCGGCCGCUGGACUGGGCACCGGAGCCAUCAUUGCCAUCCUCAUCUGCAUCAUUAUACUGCUGAGUAUGGUGCUGCUCUUUGUGGUGUGGAUGAAGAGGCGGGAAAAAGAGAGACAGACGAAGCCACUCCUCAUCGACCCAGAGGACGACGUGAGGGACAACAUCCUGAAAUACGACGAGGAAGGGGGAGGAGAGGAGGACCAGGACUAUGACCUGAGCCAGCUACAGCAGCCCGAGUCCCUUGACCACAUCAUGGCCAAGCCGGUAGGAGUGAGGAGAGUGGAUGAGAGGCCCGUGAUCGCUGAGUCCCAGUACCCAGCCCGGUCCACCCUACCCCACCCCGGGGACAUAGGAGACUUCAUCAAUGAUGGCCUGCGGGCGGCAGAUAACGACCCCACGGCCCCACCGUACGACUCACUGCUGGUGUUCGACUACGAGGGCAGCGGCUCCACGGCCGGCUCGGUCAGCUCGCUGGACACAUCCAGCUCCGACGACCAGGACUACGACUACCUCAACGAUUGGGGGCCGCGCUUCAAGAAGCUGGCUGACCUCUAUGCUGGCGGGGAGGAGGACUGAGGACCCUCCCGUUACCCCACCUACACCCACCACCCACCACACGGACACACACACACACACACACACAAUCACACACACACACACACACACACCCAACAGCCCCCCUUACCCCGGCCCAAAAUCACCCACUCCAGCCUGGGGGAGAGAAGAGGAGGAAGAAGAGGGGUAGGAGAGGGAGGAGGAGAAGGAGGAGGAGGAGGAGGAGAGCGGAGAUGUUUGGGGAUUGACACCACCGAGAGGGAGAAAUGGACACAGCCAAUGGGCUAGCCAGCUAAUGUGCUAGCCAGUGUAUAGUGCAUUGAGCAUGUGCUGUAGAAUGGCCUAUGGUGACCUGCGAUUCAGCUCUGGUUUUUCAAUCAGUCUUUUUUGUGUGUGGCUUUGAAUGUUUUUGUCUUUUUUGACCAGUUUUUCCUCAAUUGCAGAGUUAAUGGCAACAGAGUGAUGGUAUAUGCUCGCUGAGAGAUUUUUUUGAAUGUUUUGUUUUGUGCAUCUUCCUUUUGUGUGUGGUAAGCUUUAUCACUGGAGGGAAUCGGGGGUGUAAGACCGUAACACUCCCUCUCUCCCUCCUCGCUCUAUCUCUCUUUCAACUUGAAUUUGAUUGGAGCAGAAGCACUGUCGUUUCUAAAGUGCCUUUUGUGGUGUGUUUUCUACUGGAUUCCUGCCAUCUCAGGGUCAGUUGCCAUCUUCAGAAAACUCUGUUCUCUCUCUUUUUUUUUUUUGCUCUUUCUUUCUGGUGGGUUUUGUUCAACACAUCUCCCUUGUUAGUCUCCUCUCUCCAACCCCCCAUACAUUUGCCUUUUAUUGCCCUCUAUCUCUUCCUCCCUCGCUCUCUCUCUCUCUCUCUCUCUCUCUCUCUCUCUCUCUCUCUCUCUCUCGCUUGCUCUCUCCUCUCAUCGUACUACAGAGCACUCUGUCAGCACCAGAGGAGUUUGACUGAACAAACAAACAAACAAACAAACAAAAACAGUGAAAGACACUGGGAGUGUCCGCUGCUGUGCUAAAGAUAAGAGACAGUUCUCUGUGCCGUAACCGACUGGACUGGACCUCCGUCAGGAUCCAGCUUUCAUUGUCUUAAUCACUGGGCUGUCUGAUGCCCCCCAACCCCCUCCCCAACUCAUCAUUGGCUGCUGGAGCUGAAGCGUGAAUGGGGAUCAUGUUUUCUUUUUGGAGUGGGGUGGGGUGGUGGUGGGCCGUUACUUUCACAGACCAAGGCUCCAGCCCAGACUCUUG
Messenger RNA from Alosa sapidissima (American shad), 4161 nucleotides. RefSeq names its product cadherin 4, type 1, R-cadherin (retinal) (gene cdh4). Bases 151 to 2931 code for a protein of 926 amino acids. The transcript has 17 exons. The record is from RefSeq and is a predicted model, not a curated record. Gene Ontology annotation, molecular function: calcium ion binding; cadherin binding. Lineage: Eukaryota; Metazoa; Chordata; Actinopteri; Clupeiformes; Clupeidae. Gene Ontology annotation, cellular component: plasma membrane; adherens junction; catenin complex. Gene Ontology annotation, biological process: calcium-dependent cell-cell adhesion; cell morphogenesis; cell-cell junction assembly.